AUGGAAGACUUUAUACAAAUAUUUGAUCUGUCUCAGAGGGAUAAUAAGCUUCAGAGUGUCUAUGAAGAUAAUAUUCUCCAGGACCCUCUAUUUGAGUCCUUAGAAGAAUUGCUCCAGGAGAAUUAUUAUGAAGGCAAAAGUCUACCAGUUUGUUCCAGAUCAUCUUCUGAUCCUAAAGAGUGCUUUGAAAGCAAUUUAGAUCAAGGUUCCGGUGGACUCUUGCUUUCUAGUCCUUCUAGUAGUUUGUUUGAAGAUAUCAUACUAGAAAGCUCACAUCAGAAUGAAUGAAUUGACAAGUCCCAAAAUGUCUCAUCGAGCCAUAUUUCGAUUCAUUCCAGUUUAUUUCUAAAAUCAACAAGGGCUACUAGAAAGGAUGUCUACAGAAGGAAAAUGAUCAGAGCCAUCAAGAAGUUCUUCUUAAUGUUGUUUAAGCAUCACAACAAUAAGUUGGUCAAUAAAAGAUUAGCAAAUGUAUCUUCAACACAGAUUUUGCAAGCUCUAGAAGACUUAUCAGUGGUGUAUAUUACUACACAAAAUUCUUAUGAAAUGGCAAAGUUUAUGUUCAAAUUUUUAAGCCUCAACUGCCAUGAUCAACUUGAAAAUGACUGUGAAGCGACCAGAGCAGGAACUAGCACACAUGAGUGUAGUCAAAACUAUAAUGAUGUUAAAUUCGAAAGCCUUAUCACAUUAGAAUACUUCAGAACUUUAGUCACUUCAUUUGUAAAUUUGAGAGCACAGAGUGUAAAAACUUUAGAAGCAAUGGAAUCAGCUCAAACAUGGAAGAACCAGUCUAAGUCCAAAGGCAAUAAUUUCACUGCACUGAUAAACACACAUCUGAAGGCCAACAUAGGGGAAAGAGUGGAAGCCUGGCUUAAAGCAACCCAUGAAAGGAUAAUAGAGUAUCUAUAA
Moneuplotes crassus is the source of this 909-nucleotide messenger RNA. The record is from the annotation of a GenBank genome assembly. Lineage: Eukaryota; Ciliophora; Spirotrichea; Euplotida; Euplotidae.